Messenger RNA from Daphnia pulicaria, 4683 nucleotides. RefSeq lists its product as uncharacterized. Gene Ontology annotation, biological process: regulation of gene expression. Gene Ontology annotation, cellular component: nucleus. The transcript has 7 exons. Lineage: Eukaryota; Metazoa; Arthropoda; Branchiopoda; Diplostraca; Daphniidae. The record is from RefSeq and is a predicted model, not a curated record. The coding region runs from base 789 to 4376 and encodes 1195 amino acids.
GACGUGACUUGGUUUUUGACGAGCUUUAUUUUUAUUUACAAAUAGCCUAAAAGGCUAAAACGAGCAUUUUUUUUUACAUGGAUAGAAAAUAGUCAGGGAAAGUUUGUUACUGAACGGGUUUCGUUACUUUCGUGUCAUACGAUAUAUGCGCUACCCGAUAGUCGUAAAAUCGUGUAGAGAAAAGGCGUUGGUUUCAUUAAAUCAGCUGCGAUAGCCUCUGACCAGCUGGGACUUCUUUUAGUGCAUACUUUUUUUUUGUAAUUUGAGUUGAAACUGUUUGUAGACUUUAAACGAGACAUAAUCUAAUAGAUUCAUUCAUUAGACAUUAGUAGAUGGUGCAACAAAGCGUGAAAACCAGGUUAAGUCGUUAAGUUAAGUCAUUGUUUUCAUUAAACCUGCUUUUAAGUUCGGAGAGUUUGGACAUUUUUGGCUUUUUUCUAAAACCGGUUAAAACGCACAAAAGGAAUAAUAUAUAGCAACGUGGCAAUGCACAAGAUUAUGUUUUUUCGUUGACUUUAAAAAUUGUUAGCAGACGAAUUCUGAGAAGGCUUUUGUGACGCGUAGGACACGGGCCACGGGGCAGCGUUUUCAUUUCUAUUUUUAUGAGGAUCUUACAAGUUGUGGUCUUCGUCUCUCCGCCAUAACAAAACAAAGUUUUUCUUCAAUAAGGAAGCACACAAAGGAAAGCAAUGACAACUUUGACAAGGAAGAAUUCAAAUUCCUCAUUUUGAAAAAAUAGCUAAAAUUGUUGACUACAUCAAAACUCAAAAGUAUUCUGUGUAACUGCAAUGAAGUGUUGCUGCAUUCCUUCCUGUCCAAAGCCAACUAGUUCGGCUUGUCAUGACAUUCCAUCUGAUGUUCAAAGAAGAGAACAGUGGCUGACUAGCAUCAAUAGUGAUCACCUUGUUCUCACAAUAACUGAUCAAGAUAUUCUUUCCAUUUGCUCUCUUCAUUUUAAACAGAGUGAUUACAUAUAUCUUUUCUGUGAUGAUCAAUCUAAAAGAAAAAUAAGGGAAGAUGCUGUGCCAUCUGUCUUUCCAUGGACUGGUGAUUGGGACAGCAAUUACACUGCAGAGAUGGAGGUUGCUGAACUGUACGGGGAAUGUUCACAACAAGCUGAUUGUCCAGAAACAAUUGCAACCACAGGCCUACCAGAAGGGGAGGCAGUUCAGUUGGGAAAUGUUGAGUCACUUGGUAUUACUACUCCUCGAAUUUCCACUGACGAUGAUGCUUGCAAGGAAAAUCCAUCUGCCCCCAGUGACUUGAAUAACAGUGAGACUGAUACAGGAAGGCUGAAAAACUUGCGUGCGACCUCUAUACCAACAGCUUCAUUCAGCCACGUCAUGCAGCUUUCGGCAUCCACAUCCAAUACUACUUCACGUGUCGAGUCAUCGGACGACGAGGAUAUCAAGAUUUUCAACAUCCUGCCCGAAAAAUUUCAGUAUAGCUGUACAGAAUGUGAGUUCAAAAGCCCAAACAUAAUUUCUCUCAAGGAUCACAGAAUGAAACGUCAUCCCUAUGAAAGUCGAUCUGAACCCACAAGCGCGAACAAAACAGUUAAUUCUUUCCUUGGGCUCAGUAUGUGCGAAACUCCUACUCGAAAAAGUCGUGGCUCGCCUAUUUCAUCAUCUUCAUCUGGAUCUCAAUAUCUAGACAAAUCUGGAAGACGACGUACUAUUUAUUCUUGUACGCAAUGUUCGUAUACGAGCAAAGACAAUUAUGAAGCUCUGAAAGUUCACAUAAAGAAAAAGCACUCGCCAAGUGCCUCCAAUACCGCUGAUCGCUCUAAAAGUAAUCGCCUGUCACCUUCGUCAGCAUCGUCCUCAACUUUGGAUUGUCCUCAUCCUCCGAAGAGGGCUGUUCGAAAAUGGUAUCAUUGCUCAGAGUGCGCAUUUCGAACGCCUAAUGCGAAGAAAUUAAAAGCGCACCUGAGAGAAAACCAUCCCAAUACGCCGAAUUCGUUAGACAGUGAAGCCACGAAGCCGACCACUUCAAAACAAAGCGAAACGAAGACAGAUGAAGUACGCUUGGAUAUUGACCGUUCUGAUUUGAAAAGAGUAAAGCGAAACGGGAUAAAUUAUUAUAUGUGUCCUGGAGGAAAUUGCUCCGUUCGAGCGAAGGACCCGGCUUAUGUUCUACGUCAUUAUCAGAAGAAUCAUUUCACACUGAAGUCGGAGAAACGAACCAAUUCUGUCACGCCAAAAGAAGAAAUGGUCGAAUUAUCGCCGAUUGCCAGUCCUCGAUUAAAGACGAAAAGUACAGAUGAAACCAUCAACAGCGAGGAACGUGAUCGAUUCUUUUGCAAAUUGUGCAAAUUUUCCACUCUGAAGAAACCGAAUCUUAAACAACACGAAACGAGGCAUGGAAAUAAUGCUGCAUAUAAAUGUAAAAUGUGCUCGUACUCGGUCGCCGGCAGCCGUCAGCUCGCCUUCCACAUAACCAACCAUCAUCAAGAAGGCUUCCCUUGUAGCUUAUGUGAUUUCAGAGCCGAAUCCUGGAAUUCAAAAAAGAGACAUGAGGCAACUGUUCAUAAAUUAUCUACAACUGUCAAGACUCGGACUAGUGCUUCAGAGGAGCCAUCCGACUUGGAUCAUGAUUUAGAAUAUGCGUGUUCUCAUUGUUCUUAUAAAACCCCUUCUCGAGAACGUUUUCUUGCUCAUGAGAAAACACACUUGCCUGACGUCGAAGAAUCAUCGACCGAGGAGUUAUCAGUUGAGAGUGACCGCAAGGUAACGAGGGCACUAACCUCGAUUAAAAAGUUGAAAAGAAAACGUGACGAACCGGAAGAAUCCAUUAGCAGCGGUGGGACAGUCAAACUGAUCGAACGACUCGUCUAUCAAUGUCCUCUUUGCAGUUAUUGGGCGCGAACCGUGACAAAUUUUCACCAACACUUUAUAGCACACGAGAAAACUCCAGCGUUCAAAUGUUCCGAAUGCGAUUAUAGCGAUCGUUACCGCAGAAAUGUGACGAGACACAUAACGAAUAGUCCCAAGGCAACGCACAAAUCCGCUUGCUGGGUUUUGAUUAAAUCUGUUCCAGAAAAUCAAUAUCCCGAGUACCUCAAGACAGCCAAUGUACCUGAAUGUAGUUAUUCGGGAAAAUCUCUGACUCCCACUAACGGAAUUUCAAAUGGUAAAACGUUCGAAACAAAAUCUUCAGAUUCCAGCGAAAAUCGAUCAAGGACUGCAAGCGAAUCAUUCCCUGAAGGCAGUUCAGAUGACGAAUCUCAUGAAUGGAUUCCAUCAUCGCCAUCUAUCAUGAAAGACAUCGACUCCUCUUCCCCGAGUUGUGUGGCUACUCCAGAUGAGUCAUCGGAAUAUGAAGAAAAGCGAACUUCACUUUGUUCGCCGACGUCCAAGUCAAAACUUUCUUCCGAGAGUAGUGCGUCGUCUGAUGCAUUCAAUAGUAGAAUAGUUCUCAGAAGUUCUUCGAAAAAGAAUAAUAGUCCUCGUCGAAAGAGAUUACGAAUCGACUCGAAUGAGUCUGGCGAAGCCAGCAAUGAACCACUGCCCCGGAAUAAAAUGAAAGCUCUUCCUGCUCCUCCUUUGAAAAACACAGAACGCAAAAAUGGCAUACUAAGCAUCGUUGAUCAGAAGUUAGAAAUCAAGAUGAAGUUGAAGAUUCCAUCUAGCUUUCCCAAGGGUCCGUUUCCUGCAUUAGAAGAGGCUUUGGCGAAACGUCAAAAGGAUGAACGGAAGAUUUCAGAAAUGCGACAGAAAAUCAAUAGGAUGCGGGCAAAACAGGAGAAAACGAAAGAAAGGGAUGAACUCAGUCAGUCGGACUUAUUGAAACUGAAGGAAAGAAAGGGUGUUGUUAUCAAGCUAAUAACGAAACUUAACGGUAAAAAAAUUGAAGCCGAGCUACAAGUUCGAACUCAACAAUGCCGAGAGCUCAAAUUAAGCCUUGACAUGUAUGAUCCUGAGCAGCAAGAAACGGGUAAAAACACAGAGGAAAUGGCUGAAAUUAAGAAACUUGUCUCUGAAUUAGAAGAUAAACUUGCGUUGAUCAGCAAAGAAAUUGCGAAUCUGCAAGAAGAAAAUGAAGACCUCGACCGCCAAAUCAAAGAUACUGAAGAAUCUCAUGCUGGAGCCGCUCAACUCUUUGAAAUUCUACAAAGUGAACUGUCCGAAAAGGAAUCAGAAUUGACUUCUUUUGAACAAGAACUGACAGAGUCGGAUGCUCGAAUUGCGGAAUUGGUGAACAAGGAACGAAAGGAAAUCACAGCUCUCACUGAAAUUUGCGAAGAUGAAUUGAAAAAGGCUUACAUGAGAGGUUUAUCAGAAAUUCGCGAUAGAGAGCAAGAGUUGCUCAAUGCUUUGGAACAAUUUGUCAAGGAAAAAAAUAAUGAUUCUCUGAAUAUUGAUGAAAGCGUUUGAUAUUGAUACACAAAACUUGUGAUUAAGAAUUUCUGGGUGAUUCUGAAAAUUUCUGAGAUAAACUCCAUUUGCGUUUCUUACUGAUCAUUCAAAUUGAUUCUUCUCCAAGUUUUCAGUUAUAUGUGUAAGUGAUGUCGGUAUUUAGAUAUUGCGCUUCGAUUAUUGCUAUCUUUACUUUCUGACAAGGAAACGUUUAAUAUGUUGUCUUGUUAUUAUUUCGAACUGAGCGACUGUGUGGUGUUAACAAGACAGCAAUUUCCAAGGGUUUUAUUUGCCUCGAAUGCAAUAAACUGAAUCAAAUUCCUUU